Messenger RNA from Salvia miltiorrhiza (redroot sage), 2041 nucleotides. RefSeq names its product laccase-3-like. Lineage: Eukaryota; Viridiplantae; Streptophyta; Magnoliopsida; Lamiales; Lamiaceae. Gene Ontology annotation, biological process: lignin catabolic process. Gene Ontology annotation, cellular component: apoplast. The coding region runs from base 158 to 1861 and encodes 567 amino acids. The record is from RefSeq and is a predicted model, not a curated record. The transcript is spliced from 6 exons. Gene Ontology annotation, molecular function: copper ion binding; hydroquinone:oxygen oxidoreductase activity.
UUAUUGCCUUAGUUGACUCAAACUGCUCAAAAACUUUAGCUCUACUUUUCUCAACUAUAAUUCGCAGUAUAAAUGGCAACGUCUGCAUCAAUCCCAAUAUCAUCAAACAAAACAAACAAAUUAAAGAGCAUUACACAAAGAUAAAUCCCCUUCCACCAUGCAACGCAAAAUUCAUUUUCUUGCCAAUUUUGUUGCUCUAAUCCUCUCUCUCACUCUUGCAAAUGCCGAGACUCAUCACCAUCAAUUUGUCGUUCAGACAACUCCGGUGAAGCGGCUGUGCAGAACUCGCAACAUAAUCACUGUCAACGGCCAGUUUCCGGGGCCCACUUUGGAGGUCAGAGACGGCGACGCCCUCGUCAUCAAAGUCAUCAACGCUGCUCGUUACAACGUCACCAUUCACUGGCACGGGAUUCGGCAGAUGCGAACGCCUUGGGCUGACGGGCCUGAGUACGUGACCCAGUGCCCGAUUCAGCCCGGGGCCAGCUACACCUACCGAUUCACCAUCGAGAAUCAGGAAGGAACCUUGUGGUGGCAUGCUCACAGCAGAUGGCUUAGAGCUACAGUCUAUGGAGCCCUCAUUAUUCACCCCAAACUCGGUGUUCCCUACCCUUUCCCCAACCCUAACACACAGAUUCCUAUACUUCUUGGAGAAUGGUGGGAUAGAGACAUCAUCAGUGUGCAACGACAGGCGAUUUUCACGGGCGCGGCGCCCAACGUCUCCGAUGCAUACACCAUCAAUGGCCAGCCGGGAGACCUCUACAGAUGCUCAACCAAAGAAACUGCAAAAUUUUCUGUCAAAUCCGGGGAGACGCUUCUCUUGAGAAUCAUCAAUGCUGCACUCAAUCAAGAACUCUUCUUCACUGUUGCCAACCACAUGCUAACCGUGGUCGGGAACGACGCCGCCUACAACCGGCCCUUCGCCACCAGAGUGGUCAUGAUCGGACCAGGGCAGACCACCAAUGUUCUGCUCACUGCCGAUCAGCCAGCCGGCCGUUAUUACAUGGCGGCACGUGCAUACGCCACAGCUCAAAACGCAGCGUUUGACAACACAACUACCACUGCAGUCUUGGAGUAUGACUCUGCUCCUCGCCCUUCCACAACUGGGAAGCAAAGACCUUUGCUGCCUGCACUUCCAAGAUUCAACGAUACAAAUACAGCAACUGCAUAUACUAGCCAGCUCAGAAGCCUGCCAUCCAAGAACACCAAAGUCCCAACUCAAAUCGAUGAGAAGCUCUUCUUCACAGUCGGAUUAGGCCUGGUCAACUGCACCCCCGGCCCCCGGUGCCAGGGGCCGAACAACACGCGCUUCGCUGCCAGCAUGAACAAUGUCUCGUUCGUGCUUCCGCGUAGCACCUCGCUUUUACAAGCCUACUACCAAAAUAUACCGGGCGUUUUCACCACAGAUUUUCCACCUGUUCCUCCUGUUGCAUUCGACUACACAGGCAACGUGAGCCGGGGGCUGUGGCAGCCGCAGCGCGGGACUAAGCUGUACAAGCUCAAGUAUGGCUCAAAUGUGCAAAUAGUGCUGCAAGACACUGCCAUUGUCUCAACCGAGGACCAUCCCCUGCAUCUCCAUGGCUACCAUUUCUAUGUUGUUGGCCAGGGUUUUGGCAACUUCAACCCCAGCAGAGACACUGCAAGAUUCAACCUUGUUGAUCCACCUAUUCGCAACACCAUCAACGUGCCCGUUGGAGGCUGGACCGUGAUUCGUUUUGUUGCAGACAAUCCAGGGGUUUGGCUGAUGCACUGUCACAUAGACUCCCAUCUCAGAUGGGGCUUGGCCAUGUCAUUCUUGGUCGAAAAUGGACCGGGGAAGAUGCAGUCUGUUGAGGCUCCUCCACCUGAUCUCCCUCCUUGUUAGGCAAAAUUACGCGAUUCCUAUAAUGUGUUGAUGUAGAAUUUGCAUGAAUCUUCAAGUUUCUUCCACUCUCAUUCAAUGUCUAUAUUUAUUUUGUUGACAGAAGCAAGUCAAGAAUUUGUUAAGGUAGUUUGUAAAGACAUAGAGAAAUGGCAUGCUUACCUUCACCGUUUCCGUUCCAAA